Messenger RNA from Penicillium salamii, 1506 nucleotides. The record is from the annotation of a GenBank genome assembly. Lineage: Eukaryota; Fungi; Ascomycota; Eurotiomycetes; Eurotiales; Aspergillaceae.
AUGCUUCCUCUUAAGUCUCUGUUGAACCCAGAGCCUGAAAGGCAGUCUCGCGGUAACCCCCCUUCGACUUCAUCUGUAAAGCCACGGAAGAUGCCGAAAGAUGCCCCGGUUUAUGUCCGCAGUAAUAUCCAAGGCCAAUGUCGCUUUCCUCCAUGUGAAGAGCGAGACGAGGAAUUAUCAAAGGCACACAGGGAGUUCAGGCUACACCCUAUGGGCAAAAUCGCCGAUUUCCCUCGUCAAAUCCCCUAUGCUAGCGACAAGAAGACCUUCCAGCAGAGGACUGGCCGGGAUAGCUUCCAUGUCUUCCAAUACCAAUUUCAAAUCCCCGGCGAAGAAAAAGUGUGGCAUGUUAUGUGGGAUUAUAACAUCGGCAUCGUCCGAAUCACACACUUGUUCAAAUGCAACGGGUAUGCCAAGACCACACCGGGGAAGAUGCUUUCACAGAACAAUGGUCUUCGUGAAAUCUGCCAUAGUAUCACUGGCGGAGCACUUGCGGCUCAAGGUUACUGGAUGCCCUACGAUGCUGCCAAAGCGUUGGCCGCCACAUUCUGCUGGAAGAUCCGUCACGUUUUAACCCCCCUGUUUGGCACCGACUUCCCUGCCAUGUGUGUUCAUCCAGACGACCGGAAACACUACGGCCGUAUGGUCAUCGACCCAGAGAUCAUACGUGCUGCUACUGAACAAGCGAAUUACUUCCGCUCUCUGGAGAUGCCAUCUUCCCCACGCUCUGUGCCCGCUCCAGUGAAAUCAUACCCCCUCCUUCGUGGCUUGGAGGCAUUUGGUCCUUCGCUCAAGUUGCCUCCACUCAAGUGUCCACGCCACCGAUAUGCAGACAGCAUUGCCAGUGCUCGGGACUCAUCCACCGAGCCUUACUCGCUGUCCCCGAAGAGCCAUUCUCCUUGCUCUACGUUCACUCCAAUCAAUCCCCCGCGAAGCAUCAAUGCCCCUCCCCCCUCACAUGUUGCUUCCCCAAAGACCCUUCUCCGCGCUAUCUCAGCUGCCAUACACAAAGACAAAGAAUCCAGUGCUAUGAGCGCAGAUAGUGAUACCGACAGUGACGGGUCAUCAAAUGUAUUCUCCACCCCCAAUUGUCCUUCUCUGGACGAAGAAAAGAUGAACCUCGAUGGGCCUUCUGAUGUUGAGACGCGAGAGAGCGAUUGCGACUUCACAGACUCAGAUGAGGAUUGGGCGGUGGACGAUGACAGCGACAAGGACUACCGAGGUCCUCCCACAUCAUCGUCAAGCAGGUUGCCCAAGGGCAAGGCUAUGUCGACUAGCCCGGGUACUCAGACGAAGAAGAACCCGAAACGAAAGUCCCGUGAAUGUCACUUUGCCAACGAGGUCAGGGCCGCCGAGGCGCUUCUUCGGUUGCAGAACAUCGAUUUUUUGGACUCUGAAGCUGAGGCUGAAGCUGAGACUGAUCACUGGGAUAUGCAUACGAAUAUCCACCCCCGCCCUCGGGUAGGAUCGUCUCGUGGCGGCAAGCGACGCCGAGCUUCUCUUUGA